UAUUUCUACUUGCCGUCCUGUUGAAUUGCACUUUAUCACUGUUGCAGCUUUCACAUCAUCUUAAACUGAGCAUAGGUCAAGAUGCCUGGAAAAAUAGAUGCUGUGGGCUUUCUUAUCAAAGCAAUGGUGGAGCGAGACCCAAGUAAGCGACGAGUCAAGCCCAGUCAGCAGGCACUGGAGGAGUUUGAGGGAAUGACACUGGAGGACAGCUCAGAUGACUCUGACUACAAAGUGGAUGAAAAGGAUGAGGACGAUGACGGCGAUUCCAACUUCAGCGGCGACGACGACGACGACGACGACGGCGAUGCCGACAAAGACAAGGAGGAAGAGAGCGAUUCAGAUGAAAGCGGCGGCGAAGAUGAAGGUGACGGGGAGGAGGCGGACGUCUCCGUCUCCGAGCUGCUGAGCCGCGCUGCCCGCGACGCCCCCGCUGGAAGCAAGGUGCCCGUGAAGCGGAUCAAGGUGUGCUCCAUCUGCCUCGGGGACCGCAGCUCUGACCAGAACGAGAUCGUCGAGUGCGACUCCUGCCACGUCACGGUCCAUGAAGGCUGUAACGGGAUCAGCGAGAGUCACAGCUCGGGCAGCUCAGCCUCGUCGGACCCGACCGAGCCGUGGUUCUGCGACGCGUGUCGGGCGGGCGCCACGCGGUUCGAGUGCGACCUCUGCCCCAACACAGGCGGUCUGCUGAAGGAGACGGACGCGGGCCGCUGGGUGCACCUGGUCUGCGCGCUCUACGUGCCCGGCGUGGCGUUCAGUGACGUCGACCGGCUGACGGGCGUCACCCUGUUCGAGAUUCCGUACACCCGCUGGGGCAGCAAGGUGUGCUCGGUGUGUGAGGACGCCAGUCUGGCGCGCACUGGAGUGGCCAUCCAGUGCGACGCCGGCAUGUGCAAGGCCACCUUCCACGUCACCUGCGCCCAGCGCAACGGUCUGCUGCAGGAGCCGCGCAUCGACGAGGAGGCGGCCGACCCGUACUUUGCCCACUGCAAGCAGCACACCGACAAAACUCAGAUCAGAGACCGCAAACGGAACUUCCUUGCCAUGCGGCUAUACCAGCGCGGCGAGCACCCGCACAAGAUGGAGCCGGCGCGGCUGCAGCGCAAACUCGGCCGCGUCCAGCAAAAGUAUCGAGACACGGCGCUCACCAGGAAACCCAAGUGGACGCCGUCGAUGAAGCUGCCGCGGCCGGUGGCCAGCAGUCCGUACCUGCUGCGCUGUUUGCAGCGGCGCGCCGCCCUCAUGGGCGUCGACCUGGAGCAGGAGAACCAGGCGGCCGCCGCGCAGGUCACCGACGUCAGCAGGAAGUGGCACCUGCCGCCCGCCUUCAGUAUGGAGUUUGUCAGCUACUUUCUGGACCGGAGCCACCGGAUGACGACAAUGUCCCGGUCGCUGAAGGAGCUGAUGAAUGAGAAGGCGGCGCUCCAGAGGCAGGAGAACACACUCAGGGAGUCGUACGCGCAGAUGGAGGCCGGUCUGUCGGAGCUGCGCCAGGCCGGCGAGCAGCUGCGCUCGACCGGCCUGCUGCUGCACCGCCAGCUGGCCGCGCUCGCCGGUGACAAGCUCAAACUGCCCUCCGUGCUGCAACAGGCGCGCGUCCGCAAAACGUCGACCGGCCGCGCCAGUCCGCUCAAACCGUCACCGACCAAACUCGCCGGCCAUCGCCCUGGCAGCCGCCUGACCAUGCACGAGUGUAUCGAGUGCGGCUCGAGCAGCGAGCAGCACCUGCUGGCGCUGUGCGACACGUGCCACCACCACUACCACCUGGCCUGCCUGGACCCGCCGCUCUCGCGUAUGCCCAGAAAGUCAAAGACGACCGGCUGGGAGUGCUGGCGGUGCGCGGCGGUGAGCUCGCGGGCCCAGUCGCCCGAUCCGCUACCGGACGCACCGCGAGGCACCCGGAACCGGCGCUCUCGACAAGCGGCCGCCGUCAAUAUGCAGCCCCAGGUGAAGCUGGAAACCCACCUCGGGCUGGACCGGCCAGCGCCGACCACCCCGCGCCGCUCCCUCUCCGUCUCUGCCGCCACCACGCCCGCCUCGGCCAUCGGCGACGACGGCACGCCGAAAAAGAAGCCGGUCCGCAGCGUCUACCUGCGAAAGGACAUCAAACACCCGGGGGUGGGGAGGGGCAACGCGCCGCGCGCCAAACGGAAAUUGGCGGCGGCGGCGGCGGCAGCCGGCGCUACGCCGGUGGCUGCUCAUGAGCCUGUGUCUGCGCCUGCCGCUGCUGCUGCUGCGACUGCGGCGGCGGCUGGUAAUGCUGCAGAUCCCGCCGGCCAACCGCCACUCAAGACGAACGUUCGUCUGGGCGUGAGAGACGCGAUAACGGUCGACGACCGACGCAUAUCGCAAGUGAUGGCUAAGAGUGAAGCGGCCUGCUCCUCGGUCGUGGUUAUAGAGAAGCUGAACGACGCCAUGGUCUCCCAGCGAGAGCCGCCCACCAGCCCGACCGCCAAACGGCGCAGGUCGAGGACAGAUUCCCCCGCCGCCGCCGCUCCCAACAGCGCUUCCACUGCCGCCGUGACCAACGCCUCAGCCACCGCCGCCACCGCCACUGACGGCGGCGCUACCGCCCCGGCGGCGGCCUCUGGCAGCGGCGCCGCACUGUCUCCGGGCCGCCCCCGGCGCUACAGCAGUAUCGAGUCAACCAUAGACGGUAUUCUGGAGCAGGUGUCGGCGGACCCGAGCGGCGGGCCGCCCACGCCGCCGCCGUUCGUCUACAGUGGCCGUGGCCGGCCGCCGACCCUUGAGCCGCUCAAAAUAAAACGGCGCGGCCGGCCGCCCAAGUCGCCCAGGGUGGAGCCCACAGCGCACAGCCCGGUGGCGCCGGAAGCUCCGGCCUUGACGGAGUCAGUGGCGGCGGUGGCGGUGGCGACAGCGCCAGCCGCGGCCACCGCCGGGGGACCGCCGGCCGUGGCCACCCCCGGCCGGCCACCGGCCACAGCCACCCCGGGCAGGCCGCGCGGCCGCCCGCCCGGCCGACCGUUCUCAGUGCGCACCCCAGGCAGACCGCGAGGGGGUGGCGCGCGCCGCCGCACCAAGGCACAGAUCGAGGCCCUCAACCAGUUUCUGGCUCGGCGCCGGGCCGAGAGGCAGUCCCAGUCGGAGGCCUCGUCAGCGGAGGGCGGGGCGACCGGGAGCGCUCCGCCACCGCCUCCGUCUCAGAAUGGCGAGCACCCCCCACCGGCGGCGGCUGCCGACGGAGCCGAGCCGCCGCCGGCCGCCGCCGCUACUCUGGCCAGACCCACGCCUGCCAAACGGCCAAGGUUUAAACCGGGACCGAAGGAGCGCGCCAGGCUGAAGGCAGCCAGGGCGGCGGCCGGUGACGGGCCCGCCGGCGGACCUGUGGGGGCCACCGGCCCGCCGCUGAAGAAGCCCCGCCGCCGGCGGAGAACCAAGGCCGAAAUGGAGGCCGCCCGGCUGCUGGAGGCUCAGAAGGACGGUGCGGAGCCGCUGCCGGUCCCUGCGGUGGACGCGGAGCCGGUACCCGCCCCUGCGGUCGCUGCUGAGGGUCCCGGGGCCGCCGCGGACGGGCCGUCAGCAGCUGCUCCCGCCGCCGGCCUGCCGUCGCCGUCCAGCUCCGGGCGGCCUGCCCGCCAGCGGCGCACCAAGGCCGAGAUGCAGCUCUACCAGGAGCAGGUGCUGGCGCUCAAACAGGCGCGAGAGCGGCACCAGCAGCAGCGUCAGAAGGUGCUCGCCAGGCGCCGCCGCUCGAGUGGAGGCCACGUGGUCGAGGUGAUGACCGACAUGAAAAUCAAGAUUCGUCCUGUGGUAUCAGAGGCCGGGCCGGCUACUGCCCCGUCACCGGUAGCCGCGGCGGCGGCGGUGGUCUGCUCCAACUGCGAGCUCGCCGGCAGCGCGGCGACCACAGUCCGGUGCGACAACUGCGGCAGCUGCUACCAUUUCAGCUGCCUGGUGCCGCCCGUCUCCAAGACGCCCAAGAGGCUCGGCUACGGCUGGUUGUGCGGCAACUGCAGCGGUCGCGGCCGACCCCCCGCCAAGGCGUUCAAAGCCGAGCCGCCCUCUGCUCCCGCCGCUGCCGCCGCACCUGAUGCCGCCGCCGCUGCCGCCCCGGCCCCGGCUCCGGACCCAGUCCCGACUCGGGUCAAGGCUCCAGCAGAGGCGCCAGCGGAGGCGCCGGUGGAGGUACCGGUGCCAGCCAAGGAGCCCGCUCCGCAGUCCUGCCCUCCGCCGCCGCCGCCGCCGUCCGCGCCGCCCUCCGCCGAGCCGGCCGGCGGUGAGGUGGAGCGGCAGCCGCAGCAGCAGCGGAGGGAGACGACUGCUCAGCCAUCAGCGACACCGGCGGCAGAGGCCAAGGUGGACCCGCCGCCGGUGACCGAGUGACUGUAACGGACUAGGAGGGGUCCGGGUCGGCCCCAGGCUGUGUGGAGAGGUGUAACGGGCAGACCCGCAGCGUACUGUAGAUCGGUGGCCUGGCGACCCAGCUCGCCUGCGACAGGGCAGCUGUCAGUGAUUCCUCAUCUUUCCUAUCAUGUCUGUCCGAUCCGGUGCUCGGCUGACUGACACCGGCGACGUGUCGUCUGCCGCUGUGGCCGGUCGUGGAGUCCGUCGGCUGUGUUGGUGUCGCUCAGAGCGCUGCCGCGGCGCUGGGGCGCCGGUCAGGCAGGUACUGACUUCACACCGUGCGCGUCUCAGCCAGCCACCGCUGCCGUCGUCGUGCGAAGCUGCAUCGACGUGCAGGUAGUGUCGAACUGGCAGGGUAGGAUGGAAUGGGCACUUUGUGUCAUGUUUCGCUCCGCCUGUCAGACUCAACGUUCCAUCAUUGUUUACUCCAGACGGAUGUCUUUGAUUUGUGUGCCGUAGCGAACAGAAUGCCUCUUUCAGUAGCGUAUUAAAUGUAUUUAUGCAUGUUUUGUUGUUAAUAAAAGCAAACGUUCUA
Amphibalanus amphitrite is the source of this 4897-nucleotide messenger RNA. RefSeq lists its product as uncharacterized. The record is from RefSeq and is a predicted model, not a curated record. NCBI's taxonomy places the organism in Eukaryota, Metazoa, Arthropoda, Thecostraca, Balanomorpha, Balanidae. Gene Ontology annotation, biological process: regulation of transcription by RNA polymerase II. The coding region runs from base 82 to 4341 and encodes 1419 amino acids. The transcript has 19 exons.